Indicator indicator is the source of this 560-nucleotide messenger RNA. It is a transcript of the gene JDP2, whose product is annotated as Jun dimerization protein 2. NCBI's taxonomy places the organism in Eukaryota, Metazoa, Chordata, Aves, Piciformes, Indicatoridae. The transcript is spliced from 3 exons. Gene Ontology annotation, molecular function: RNA polymerase II cis-regulatory region sequence-specific DNA binding; DNA-binding transcription factor activity, RNA polymerase II-specific. Bases 69 to 560 code for a protein of 163 amino acids. Gene Ontology annotation, cellular component: nucleus. The record is from RefSeq and is a predicted model, not a curated record. Gene Ontology annotation, biological process: regulation of transcription by RNA polymerase II.
CCCUACAGCUGGGUUGUAAUGGGCCAUGUCUCACUCUCCCUCCAGCCUUCGAAGCUGUUUCCCCUGCUAUGAUGCCAGGGCAGAUCCCUGACCCGUCUCUGACGGCUGGUGCGCUGCCCGGGCUCGGCCCCUUGACGGGACUGCCUGGCACAGCGCUGACCGCCGAGGAGCUGAAGUACGCUGACAUCCGCAACAUCGGGGCCAUGAUCUCACCGCUCCACUUCCUGGAGGUGAAGCUUGGCAAGAGACCCCAGCCCGUGAAAAGUGAGCUGGAUGAGGAAGAGGAGAGGAGGAAAAGGCGCCGUGAGAAAAACAAAGUAGCAGCAGCACGAUGUCGUAACAAGAAAAAGGAGAGGACGGAGUUCCUGCAGCGGGAGUCCGAGCGCCUAGAGCUCAUGAACGCCGAGCUGAAGGCCCAGAUAGAAGAGCUGAAGCAGGAGAGGCAGCAGCUGAUCCUGAUGCUGAACCGGCACCGUCCCACAUGCAUCGUGCGGACAGACAGCAUCAAGACGCCUGAGAGCGAAGCCAACCCACUGCUGGAGCAGCUAGAGAAGAAGUGA